Aspergillus oryzae RIB40 is the source of this 582-nucleotide messenger RNA. RefSeq lists its product as uncharacterized. NCBI's taxonomy places the organism in Eukaryota, Fungi, Ascomycota, Eurotiomycetes, Eurotiales, Aspergillaceae. The transcript has a single exon. The record is from RefSeq and is a predicted model, not a curated record. The coding region runs from base 1 to 582 and encodes 193 amino acids.
AUGGCGUCCUGUCUCCCUCCAGAAACGCAAGAAAGGCAUUCAGUCUUCAGACUUCCUUUCUUAUCGUCUAACUUCAUCGAGCUUUUCUCUAGUUCACUCCGAUUGCCUGCAAAUCUCAAGCAUCUUCUAUUGAAUCCACCCUCUUCAACCCAAAAUGGCGAACUGGUCGUCACUUUUACUUCAAGCUUUAAUGCUAUCUGGAACGACGCUGGUAGUGGUACCACUAGGGACGGAGGUUUCUGGCACCCGAUUACCCAAGGCACCCUUCGGCCUCUGGGUAGUAUGGCUGUCGGGAACUUCAAGGAAUUGAACGGUCAGCGAGCGGCGCUCUUGAUUGGAGCAAAGUCUACCAGCAGCUCAAAUCCUCCUGUUAAAGCGCCUACCAGCUAUACUCAGCUUUGGGCGGACAAGGGCAGUGGAGCCAAGCUCAAUGGUUCCUUCUGGCGACCCAUAGCCGCGCCUGGCUAUAUAGCUAUGGGGGAUGUGGUCCAAUCAGGCUACACGACGCCCUCGACCAGCAAGGUGUGGUGUCUUCGGUCCGACCUUGUUGCUGACGGCCAGUACGCGGAUGAGAGUGUCUAA